AUGGAAACUAUAUUUGAGGAAGAAGACCAGGUCCAGAAAUCUGAUGAUAUGGUUGAUGAUGAUGGAAGUAAUCAAGUAUCUGGCGGACCUGAAACUGAUGGGGAGGAUGAUGAUGCUGAGUAUGUGAAGAAUAUUUUAGAGUUGACAGAUGAUGACGUAAUGGGUCUUGAAUUUGAUUCGGAGGAAGAAGCAGUAAAGUUUUAUGAACGAUAUGGGCAAUGUUUUGGUUUUGGGGUAAGGAAGGAUAAUGUGUAUCGUGGACCCAAGGGUUGUGUUGUUACACGUCAAUUAGUUUGCAGUAAAGAGGGGGCAAGGCACAAGAAAUACAUGGAACGUGGUGAUCGGGUUAGAGCUCCAAAGCCAAUUACAAGAGUCUCAUGUCCGGCCAGAUUUCGCGUUCGUUAUGAAAGAAACUCAGGUAAGUGGAAAGUAACUCUUUUUGAGAAGUCUCACAAUCAUGAAUUGACUCCGGUUGACAAAGUACAUCUGAUUUCUUCAUUUCGCCAAAUAAGUGAGUCUGACAAGGCCCAGAUUAAUAGCCUUAAGAUCCACGGUGUUCGGACAUGUAAUAUAAUGGGGUUGAUGUUAGGGCAGAAAGGUGGUCAUGAAUCUUUGGGCUUUACUAAGAAGGAUCUGUACAAUCAUAUUGACAAGGAGAAGCGGAUAAGAGUUGGGAACGGUGAUGCAGUUGCUGCUUUAUCCUAUUUUGAGGCAAAGUCUGAGAGUGAUCCUAUGUUUUUUUCUAAGUAUACUAAAACUGUUGAUGAAAAUUUGAAAGACCUGUUUUGGAGUGAUGGAGUAAGCAGAUUAGAUUAUCAUGCAUUUGGUGAUGUUGUUGCUUUUGACAGUACAUAUAAAAGGAACAAGUACAACAAGCCUCUUGUUAUUUUCUGUGGCUAUAAUCAUCAUGGGCAAACAACAAUUUUUGCAUGCGCUUUGCUAACAGAUGAGUCGGCUAAUACAUAUAAGUGGGUUUUGGAAACUUUUGUUGAAUGUAUGUUUCAGAAGCAUCCGAAAGCAGUUGUUACUGAUGGUUGUUUGGCUAUGAAAGAAGCCAUUCGGUGUAUCUUUCCUAAUGCCCGUCAUAGGUUGUGUUCAUGGCACAUUCAACAAACUGCAAUUGAAAAGUUAAAGCAUUCAGAGUUUCUGGAUGAAUUUUCAGGGCUGAUUUAUGCUAAAAUGAAUGCAGAAAAAUUGGAGAGAUUGUGGGCUGAAGCUGUUGAAAAGUAUGAUCUUGCUAAUAAUGAGUGGGUGAGAUAUAUGUAUGGGUUGAAGACAAUGUGGGCGGCGGCUUAUAUGAAGGAUCUAUUCUUCGCAGGCAUAAGAACCACUUCAAUGUGCGAAGGGAUUAACUCAUUUAUCAAGAGUUAUGUGCAGUGUAAAAACAGUUUGAUUGAUUUUAUCCACAAUUUUGAAAGGGAUGUCAAGGAGUACCGACACAAUGAGUUGGUAGCAGAUUUUACAACUAUGUACACGGAGCCUGUGCUAACAACUCCACUCCGUGAAAUUGAAAUUGGCUUUUCCAAGCUUUUGACAAGGAAGAUGUUUGAAGAAGUGAAAUCUCAGAUUCAACGUGUGGGUGGCUUAGAAAUUACUCAAAGGGCAGAGGUAAAUGGUGUGGUCAUGUUGAGGAUGCAUAAGUUUUUGUAUGAGCGGCGUGAAUACGUUGUUUUAUAUGAUAAGCAUUCUGUGAAAUUGUAUGUGAUUGUGGAAACUUUGAGUAUUGUGGUAUUCCUUGCUCCCACAUCAUAUGUGCGAUGA
Molecule: messenger RNA, 1761 nt
Organism: Lotus japonicus
Lineage: Eukaryota; Viridiplantae; Streptophyta; Magnoliopsida; Fabales; Fabaceae
Product: protein FAR1-RELATED SEQUENCE 5-like
Exons: 1
Coding region: 1-1761 (586 amino acids)
Source: RefSeq, a predicted model, not a curated record